This is a messenger RNA of Notothenia coriiceps (black rockcod), 2384 nucleotides long. RefSeq names its product phosphatidylinositol transfer protein cytoplasmic 1a (gene pitpnc1a). The coding region runs from base 493 to 1479 and encodes 328 amino acids. The record is from RefSeq and is a predicted model, not a curated record. Gene Ontology annotation, molecular function: phosphatidylinositol transfer activity; phosphatidylinositol binding. Gene Ontology annotation, cellular component: cytoplasm. The transcript has 9 exons. Gene Ontology annotation, biological process: phospholipid transport. Lineage: Eukaryota; Metazoa; Chordata; Actinopteri; Perciformes; Nototheniidae.
UGUCAGGAAAGGCAGGAGACACGCUGGUACAUGUGGUCAACAACUCUGAAGUGAUCUCGGUUAAACCAGCAGUGCUGAAUGUCUGCAGAGCCAGGGAGCAUUGAAAACCUGAAUCUUUGUCCAGGACGCGAUCAGCUUCAAGAAGCAGCUUGAAUCAGCGGUUGUUGCUCGAAGCGACUUAUUUUUUGGGUUGUGAUUUCUUUACACUUUCCACACUGCAGACGUUAUCCAGAUGUUUGAGUAGUUUUAAAGUGGCAACUGAUGGCAGGGUUAUUCUAGCCCCCUAAAGAUCUCAUUGUACUUUGAGAAUCACCUAGACAAAGCGGAGCAGUCUCAGGAGCUGCGGAGGGAUUUAGUGAAUUUGUGAAACUCAGUUUUCUCGUUUCGGACAAAUGAUUUCAAUUACAUAACUGACUUGCCAAUAUCGCCCAAGACUGAAUCCCGACACCCGUACAUCUUCCUCUGUGUUGACAUCACCUUUGUGCAGGGACUAUGCUGAUGAAGGAGUACCGCAUUUGCAUGCCUCUUACAGUGGAGGAGUACCGGAUUGGCCAGCUGUAUAUGAUCAGUAAACACAGUCAUGAACAGAGUGAACGUGGGGAGGGGGUGGAGGUGGUCCAGAACGAGCCGUACGACGACCCAGAGCACGGAUCAGGCCAGUUCACAGAGAAACGAAUCUACCUCAACAACAAGCUGCCCAGUUGGGCCAGAGCGGUUGUCCCUAAAAUCUUCUAUGUCACAGAGAAGGCGUGGAACUAUUACCCUUACACCAUCACAGAGUACACGUGCUCCUUCCUGCCCAAGUUUUCCAUCCACAUAGAAUCCAAAUACGAGGACAACAAAGGGAGCAAUGAUAAUAUCUUUAGCAGCGAGCCCAAAGAAGAGGAAACAGAGGUGUGCACCGUGGACAUCGCCUAUGAUGAGAUCCCCGAGCGCCACUACAAGGACUCCGAGGACCUGCGGUAUUUUAAGUCAAAGAAGACUAACCGAGGCGUCCUACAGGAAGGAUGGAUCGACAGCCAAGAGCCCAUCAUGUGCUCCUACAAACUGGUCACGGUCAAAUUUGAAGUCUGGGGCCUGCAAACACGUGUGGAGCAGUAUGUACACAAGGUGAUUCGAGAUGUCCUGCUUUUAGGACACAGACAGGCCUUUGCCUGGGUGGAUGAGUGGAUUGAAAUGACCAUGGAGGAGGUCAGAGAGUAUGAGCGUGCCACACAAGAAGCCACCAACCUGAAGAUCGGCUCCUUCCCUCCCGCCAUCUCCAUCUCAGAGACCCCCCUUGUCGCUCGCAGCGGCCCCAGCAGCGCCCCGUCCACCCCCUUCUCCACAGAAGCCCCAGAGUUCCUGUCGGUUCCGAAGGAGCGUCCCAGGAAGAAGUCUGCUCCGGAGACCCUGACCCUGCCGGACCCGGGCCGCAGGGAUUCCCUCUUCAAGCUGCCAAACUUUUUCUCCUGGAACUCCAGUCCGCAGCCCGAAUGAGAGCGGGGCUGAACGCCUUCGACCCGUGGACCAGUGGAGGCUGCCUGCCCAGCACAUCCCACAAUAACCCCUCAGCCAGCCGAAGUGAAGGAGACUUUUCACUGUCCUGGUAACCCCCUCCGCAGACUCGUCGGUGUUACAGGUGGCCUGAUGUCCUUAGCAAACAGUCCUGCGAGGUGUAAAGGUAAAGUGCGUCCCAUUGAGAGAAACAGCUGGAGGCUCCUCAUCCUCCUCAGAAAACCAGCGCCGUGCAUCAGACAGUAUUACUCAGAGUGUAGCGUACAUUCCUGAAAAUGUUUUAUCCCACAGUUUAACUCCUGUGUAGACAGAUCAGUCACUUCUCGUGUACAGAAAACUGUUUUCUUUCCUGCUUUGAGCAUCUGAGUCUCUGGCUGUGUUACCUGGAGCUUGUGGUUUGAUGUAUUUGUUGAUGUGGUUGGGACUUUUCCACGGAUUCUUGUUGGCCACUGUAUCAGUUUAGUAUUAAGGUUUUCACAGUCAGGUGUAAGGUGAUUAUGUAUUCUUGUAUAUAUUGUAUCAACAUUACAUAACCUGUAAAAUGUCCGUACUUAAAAACAAUAUUAUAUCCAGUAAUGAUGCUGCUAUGAAAGUGUAUUUUAGAGAACAGGACUCUCUUUCCUCUCUAAGUGUUUAUGAUAGUGAGGCACAACGUCUGUAAUCGCAUGAUUUGAACUACGAAGGCUGCUUUUGAAAUAUUCUAUGUUCUCUAUUUUUACUGUUAUCUCAGUCUGACACUUGCUGUUGAGUUUUAACAGACUGGUCAUGUGGUUUCUGUGUUAUUUUGCAGCUUUAUUCAUUUCAAAUGUAUUCUUGUUUUUAUGUCAUACUGUUGAUGGGUUUUGUAUUCAGUCAAUUAUAUUAAAAUGCAAUCCUGUUGUAAUCCA